Blumeria graminis f. sp. triticale is the source of this 591-nucleotide messenger RNA. The record is from the annotation of a GenBank genome assembly. Lineage: Eukaryota; Fungi; Ascomycota; Leotiomycetes; Helotiales; Erysiphaceae.
AUGUCUCUCUGCACAAGAUCUUUGGCUAUAGCAGCUGCCCUCUUGCAUUUUACCUCUCUCACGCAUGGCCAGGCUCAAGAUCUCAUGCGCUACGAGAGCACAGUAAAGUGUGGAAAUUACAAAUUCUCCCAACUCGAAAUCCUUCAAUCCUACAUGGGCGAUAAAAGUAAGGGCGAGCCGUUCAAGGGAAGGACAAGAUGUGGUUUGGCCGAUAAUGUCCACGCAAUGCUGCCUCUGUUGGAUGAGGAUUAUAACCCCGUGCCCGGAUGUUACCUUGUGCAUGAUGAGAAAGAGCAUGUUGUAGAUUUUGUUCACUCCAUCACUGGCCGGUCGUUCAUUCCUUGCUUUGUCAGCGAGCAAAACUCCUGUCCUAAAAACCAACCACGACGCCGAUUGCUAUCACUCCCGGUGCCUACCGCCGUACAGCCACACAAAUUGGUUUCCUUGACUGCACACGACCAUCAAGUUUCUAGGAGCCUAGGAAGCAACCUCUACGUGGUUGGCGAGAACAAGUGGUAUGAGAUUGGAGCUGGGCCAGUCUUUGGAUCUCCGAAUACAGAUCAGGUUUCAUAUUACCAAGGUGAUUUUUAA